Fusarium falciforme is the source of this 762-nucleotide messenger RNA. RefSeq names its product FAD-binding-3 domain-containing protein. Lineage: Eukaryota; Fungi; Ascomycota; Sordariomycetes; Hypocreales; Nectriaceae. The transcript is spliced from 2 exons. The record is from RefSeq and is a predicted model, not a curated record. The coding region runs from base 1 to 762 and encodes 253 amino acids.
AUGACAGACCCCAACAUUCCCAAAGCGAUGGAGCAUCGCUUGAUCCCAUCGGUGUUCAACGACGGCAGUUUUCCCAUGGCAUGGAUUGGCGAUACCCCGACCCUCGACGCAAGGCGCGAGUAUAUACGCGCCUACCUGGAGAGGCGUUUGCCACAUGGCGAUAUGGAGAACCAGGAGAGGAAGCUACGUGACUUGGCUGAACGGAAAGCAGCCAUGUUUCUGAUCAAUGACAAUGUCAUCGAGGUUGGUGCGGAUCAGUUUGAAUGGCUGAUUGAUGAGAUGCUGUGGCAUGCUUGGCUUGGCUACCUGGGACAGGCUCCGUUAUUCCCAUGGCGAUGCCCACAGGAGACCGGUGAGCCAACGAGAAUAUCCCAGGCCUUUGAAAGGUGGCUGGACGUUCACGGGAGGGAGGGAGAUCUGGUCCAGGGUUGGAAGAUCGCCUGGGAUGCAGAGUCAAGGGGCGCAGAGCAGCGCCAUGUUCCGGGCAGCGAGGCUGAUUUGGCUACUCAAAGCUCGAGCAACUCUGACAGGAACAACGAGAGCGAGCAGUUGCACCAACUGGAGCAGCAGGUGAUUCAGCUGCAGCAGGAGCUACUGCAACAAGACGAACAACUCUUGCAGAAAGACGAGAGAAUCCGAGAGCUGGAGGAGAGACUGCGACAAGAGGACAACCGACAAAAACAGCUGCAGCAGGAUGUAUUACUACUGCAGAUGGUGCUUUCGACGGAAACGGGACGGCCAUCAAGAGUAGUGCGUCGCUAG